AUGGAAUAUUAUUUAGAUGAAGAUGACGAUAUUUGGUAUGAUCCCGUACCAGAUUCUCUUUUUUUUCCAAUAAAUAACAGCAAGAAUAAAAAUGAUAAUAAAUAUCAAAUGAUCAAUAUAUUUAAACAAACAUUUUUAAAUCCUCACAGCAUAAGAUAUCCAAAUAAAAAAAUAACGCAUGUAUUUAAAAAAGAAACAAACCAAUUUAAUAUAGAAGAAGAGCAGCAAUCUGAAUACAACCAAGAAAAAGAGGAAUAUAAUGAAAACUAUGAAAAUGAAAACAAUGGCGAAGAGGAAUAUUAUGAAGACUAUGAAAAUGAAGAGAUCGAAGAAAAUAUUUGUCAACAAAAAGAAAAAGAGAAUGGAAAAUAUGAAGAAUAUGAAGAAAAUGAAGAAUACGAAGAUUAUGAAAAUGAAGAAGAUUAUGGGGAAGAUUAUGAAGAAGAUUAUGAAGAAAAUUAUGAGGAAGAUUAUGAAGAUAAUGAAGACUAUGAAGAAAAUUACUGUCUGAAUGAAGAAGGUGAAUACAGAGAAUUGGGGAAAGAAGAGGACAAAGUAGUGGAUGAGGAAAUGGUUAAAAUAAAAAACAAAGAAAAUAUUAAAGACGAAAUUGAUGAAAAUAUAAGUGGAAAUUUACUUUAUCAAAUAAUAAAAGAAAACCAAAAAAUAGAAAAGCCAAAUAGAACUACGAUUUUAGAAGAGAUUAAUAAAAAUACAGGUUUAUACUCAUUAUAUAAAGAUUUGUUUGACCUUGAUAACACAAUAGAAAAUUUGUAA
Molecule: messenger RNA, 777 nt
Organism: Dictyostelium purpureum
Lineage: Eukaryota; Evosea; Eumycetozoa; Dictyosteliales; Dictyosteliaceae
Exons: 2
Coding region: 1-777 (258 amino acids)
Source: RefSeq, a predicted model, not a curated record